AUGCAAACCAAUUGUGAGGUUGACUUCUUUUCAACCAUGGAAAAUGACCCAGAAAUGAUUCUCUUGGGAAAAGAAGACCAUCUUUCUUAUUGGGAAUUCGUGAACUCCUCUGAUUAUGAUGAUGAUGAUGAUGAUGAUGAUGAUUCUGGUGAUGUUAUCUCUGUCUCUGAUGAUGAUUCCCUUUCCUCUCCAAAGGACACCCUCACCCCUCGCCUGAUUCAAGGAUAUGCCUGUGAUGGGGAUGGUGAGCAGGAAGUGGAUGAUGGUGAUGAUGAAUUGGAUGAUGAGUUGGUGCCACGAGCAUUCAGUGGGAAACUGGGAAUGCAAAGGAUGAGGAAAUUAGGGAAGAGGGUCUUUGCCAAGAUGCAUACUUCCAAAAAGUCACCCUUUUUGUAUAUGAAACCCGGGUGUGUUUAUGGGAAGCAUGGCCUUGGAUUCAAGUAUAGUUUCUAG
This is a messenger RNA of Gossypium arboreum, 453 nucleotides long. RefSeq lists its product as uncharacterized. The transcript has a single exon. NCBI's taxonomy places the organism in Eukaryota, Viridiplantae, Streptophyta, Magnoliopsida, Malvales, Malvaceae. The coding region runs from base 1 to 453 and encodes 150 amino acids. The record is from RefSeq and is a predicted model, not a curated record.